This is a messenger RNA of Eublepharis macularius, 801 nucleotides long. RefSeq names its product START domain-containing protein 10-like. Gene Ontology annotation, molecular function: lipid binding. The record is from RefSeq and is a predicted model, not a curated record. Lineage: Eukaryota; Metazoa; Chordata; Lepidosauria; Squamata; Eublepharidae. Bases 1 to 801 code for a protein of 266 amino acids. The transcript has 6 exons.
AUGUCGAAGGGCGGGGAGGCCGUGUACAUCCCAGAUGACUCUGACUUCAACACUUUCCGGGAUCAGUGCGAGAGCCAGGAAGGCUGGAACAGGCAGUAUAACAAGGCGGGAGUGAUGGUGUGGAGCCAGGCGCAGGAGGAGAGCCACACAGUGCAGAAGAUCAAGAUGCAGAUCACCUGCAGGGAUGUGCUCCCAGAGACCCUCUACGAUGUGCUCCAUGACACUUGUUACCGCAAGAAAUGGGACUCCAACAUGAUUGAAACCUAUGAUAUUGGGCGCCUGACCGUCAACACGGAUGUGGGCUAUUACUCCUGGAGGUGCCCGAGCCCUCUGAAGAACAGGGACUUUGUUACCUUGCGCUCUUGGCUGCCCCUCGGCAAAGACUACAUGAUCAUCAACUACAGCGUCAAACAUCCGAAGUACCCACCACGGAAAGACUUCGUGAGGGCCGUGUCCCUGCAGACGGGCUACUUGAUCAAGGCAGCUGGUAACAGGGGCAGCAUCCUUUACUACCUCACCCAAGUGGACCCUCGAGGUUCAUUACCAAAGUGGGUGGUGAACAAAGUGUCACAGUACGUGGCACCAAAGGCCAUGAAGAAGAUUUACAAAGCGGGCCUGAAAUAUCCCGAAUGGAAGCGGAAGCACAACCCCGGCUUUAAGCCUUGGGUGUACCCAGAGCAGAAUACGCUGCCCAGCAUCAGCUUGGCUGAGCUCUCCUUGCAGCACGCCGAGUCUCUGGAGAACAUUGACGAGAGCAGCCUGACUGAAGACCGGGCGCGCAUCAGCGAUGAAGAGGCCUGA